AGCUUCCGCCUGGCGCCGAGCUGAGAACCAAAUGAAAAAUAAAAAGCCGAAAUAUUGGUUUUUUAAGUUUUGGACCGCAGUGUCCACAGGGGAGCAGGCCCGGAUUAUCUUUAAUGGCACUGGUCAGUCACGGGGCCCCCAUUAGAGGUAGAGGCCUGAGGCAAGGGACACUACCGUCCCUCUGGGUGCACCUCCCCCGCCGCACUAUCCCUGCCGAGACCCUGCCCCACGCGCCCCUCCCACUCCGGAGCAGCCGCGGGACUUGCCUCCGCCCCCCGCGCGCUUGCGCAUUCGCGACCGAGACAGGCGCUCUCCCGUAUUCUGGCGCCGCUGACUCCACGGCUGGACGAUCCUCGGAGUCCGGUGGCGGUUCGCUGGGGCCAGGGAAGCGUGGAGGGGGGGUUCCAAUCAAGAAAAGGCUGGGGUGUCCUGAACCGUGCCUGCUUCCCCAGCCCUGCCGGUUUCCAGAGGAGGCGCCUGAGAAGGAGAAACGAAUCGCUGCUGCUCUUCUAAAAGCCGGUUCCGUCUCUGGCAUCUGUGGACCCUGCUUCUGAAGUAAAUGAACCUUGAGGAACAUUGACCCGGUUCUUUCAAUUCUAAAAUCAUGGCUCGUGAUUUGGUGAUGUUCAGAGAUGUGGCUGUAGACUUUUCUCAGGAAGAGUGGGAAUGCCUGAACUCAUAUCAGAGGAAUUUGUACAGAGAUGUGAUAUUAGAGAACUAUAGCAACUUGGUGUCACUGGCAGGAUGUUCCAUUUCUAAGCCAGAUGUGAUCACCCUAUUGGAACAAGGGAAAGAGCCCUGGAUGGUUAUGAGGGAUGAGAAAAGAAGAUGGACUCUAGAUUUGGAAUCCAGAUAUGACACUAAAAAGUUAUUUCAAGAAAAGGAUAUUUAUGAAAUGAACUUAUCUCAGUGGAAGGUAAUGGAAAGAAUUAAAAGCUGUGGACUUGAAGGACAAGAAAGUCCUCAUGAAGUGUGUUUCACGCAAGUGACAAAAACCACUUCUGGAAAAACGCCUACCUACAGAAAACUCACAUCUCUUCCUCUGUAUCAGAAGAGUCAUAACAGAGAGAAACCCUACGAAUGUGGGGAAUGUGGGAAGGCUUUUAGAGUACGACAACAACUUACUUUCCAUCAAAGAAUUCAUACUGGUGAGAAACCCUAUGAAUGUAAAGAAUGUGGAAAAGCCUUUAGACAGUGUGCCCACCUCAGUCGACAUCAGAGAAUUCAUACUUCUGACAAACUCUAUGAAUGUAAAAAAUGUGGAAAGAUCUUCACAUGUGGCUCAGACCUUCGAGUACAUCAGAGAAUUCAUAUUGGUGAGAAACCGUAUGAAUGUAAAGAAUGUGGGAAAGGCUUUAGAGUUAGAGGACAACUUAAUCUCCAUCAAAGGAUUCACACAGGUGAGAAGCCCUAUGAAUGUAAGGAAUGUGGGAAGGCCUUUAGGCAGUAUGCACACCUUACUCGACAUCAGAGACUUAACAUUGCUGAGAAGUGCUAUGAGUGUAAGGAAUGUGGUCAGGCCUUUCUGUGUAGUACAGGCCUCCGAAUACAUCACAAACUUCAUACUGGAGAAAAACCCUAUGAAUGUAAGGAGUGUGGAAAGGCCUUUAGAGUGCGGCAACAACUUACUCUCCAUCAGAGAAUUCACACUGGUGAGAAGCCUUACGAUUGUAAGGAAUGUGGGAAGACUUUUAGUCGUGGCUAUCAUCUAACUCUCCAUCAGAGAAUACAUACUGGUGAGAAGCCCUAUGAAUGUAAGGAAUGUCAGAAGUUCUUUCGUCGUUACUCAGAACUUAUUUCACAUCAAGGUAUUCACAUUGGAGAGAAACCUUAUGAAUGUAAGGAAUGUGGGAAGGCAUUUAGACUGUUCUCACAGCUUACUCAACAUCAGAGUAUUCAUUUUGGUGAGAAACCCUAUAAGUGUAAGGAAUGUGAGAAGACUUUUAGACUGCUUUCACAACUUACUCAACAUCAAAGUAUUCAUACUGGUGAAAAGCCCUAUGACUGUAAGGAAUGUGGAAAGGCCUUUAGACUUCAUUCAUCACUAAUUCAACAUCAGAGAAUUCAUUCUGGUGAGAAACCUUACAAAUGUAAGGAAUGUAAAAAGGCAUUUAGACAACAUUCACAUCUUACUUACCAUCAGCGAAUUCAUAAUGUAACUUAAUAGUUAUUAGAACUCUUCCGUUGUGAAUUUUAUGUUGCGCAUAGGAAGUACAUUCUAGAGGAAAGGUUUUUGAACGUGGGAAUCCCUUUUGCUUCAUGCUCACAACUAAGGAAGUUUUAUUUAAAGGAAAGAAUACGUUAAUGAACAUAUGGAAGCCUUUCAUCACCUUUGAAACCAUGUUAUAGGAAAUUCAUCCUAGAAAGGAACUUUAUUAAAGUACUGAAUGUGGAAAAGCUUUUGAUCUUACCUAUUAUUAUCUCCAUAUUCUUCCAUCUGUGUAGUAUACACAAGGAGGUUGCCAGGGAACCACCUCAUUCUGAAAAUGUGCAAAUGAAAGGAAAGUCAUUUAGUCUGCAUUUCCUGUGUAAACUGUAUUUCAAGGCAACCAGAAGUUAAUGAGGUAAAGUUCUUCUUUAUUAGAAAAUUCCAGGCUAAUGAAUGCAGAAAGAAUAAUAGAAAAUUGUAUUAGAAAAACUAUUGUGUAACACAUAAUGAAAUAAUGGAUUUAGGCAUGAUUCUCUGUAGAGGUUGAGACUAUUCAGUGAAAGGUUGUGAACUUUACAAUGAAUAGAUGAGACUGACAACAUCUGAACCCACUGAUCAUCUUAACUUCACAAAAAGCAAGACAGUAAAAAUUAUGUGCCUCCUAAUGUGAUACAGUAAGAUAAACACAUCUUGCCAAAAAUACUGAACCUGAAUUUAAGCCUCAAGAACUAACUCCCAGUUUAUAGAAAAUUCAAGGAAUGGAAAAGUAAAUUACAUGACAUGAAAAGGAGCAAUUAAAUAUAAAAUAAGGGUAAUUCUACAAGAGGAAUCACCUGGUUUCCCAACCAAUAAAAUGGCAUUUUAAGAAAUAAGGUGGAACCCUUAGGUAUUGACAGACUUGAGACAACAUCAGUCACAUGCAAUGAAAGAGUGGUUUUCACUUAGAUCAUGAGUUGAACAAACGUAAAAGAAGACAUACUUAUAAUAAUUGGGAGAAUGGGAAUAUUGACAAUAUUAGAUAAUAUUAAACUUUUUGUUAUGUGUGAUAAUAGCAUUGUGGUUAUGUAAAAGUAUUAGAGAUAAUUUCUGAAGUUUAUACACAGGAGAUGAUAUUCUGGAAUGUCAUUUUGUUCAUGCAAAAGAAAAAUGAGGAUGAAUAACAAGUUUGGCAAAAUGAUGGUAACCUAAGUCUUGGAUACAUGGUUUUUAUUUGUUUUUGUUAUUCUCUCUACUUCUGGGUUUUUAAAAUUUUCCAUGAUGUUCUUUUAAAGAUCAAAUUAUCCAUGAAAUUAUAACCAGUUUAAAAUGAAUUAUUAAAAAAAAUUUCUGGCUAGACGUGGUGGCUCAUGCCUGUAAUCCCAGCACUUUGGGAGGCCAAGGUGGGCAGAUCAUGAGGUCAGGAGUUUGAGACCAGCCUGACCAUCCUGGCAAAACCUCAUCUCCACUAAAAAUACAAAAAUUAGCCGAGCAUGGUGGCAUGCACCUGUAAUACCAGCUACUCGUGAGACUGAGACGGGAGAAUCACUUGAACCCAGGAGGCAGAGGUUGCAGUGAGCCGAGAUCAUGCCAUUGCACGCCAGCCUGGGCAACAAGAGCAAAACUCCAUCUCAAAAAAAAAAAAAAAUUUGUACAUAUUAAAACUUGUGGAUGUUGCCAAAGCUGUACACAUUGGGAUUGGAAUAUUAAUUACACUAUAAUAACGAUAAAUGUAUUCAGGAAGUUAAAAUGUGGGUCCACAUUUUAUUUAGUUCACCUCUCUAUCUCUGUAUUAUAGUACCCAUGGUAUGCACCUUUUUUUUUUUUUUUUUUUUGAGACGGAGUCUCUCUCUAUCGCCCAGACUGGCGUGCAGUGCUACAAUCACAAUCUCGGCUCACUGCAAGCUCUGUCUUCCGGGUUCAAGCCAUCUCCUCCCCCAGCCUUCCGAGUAGCUGGGAUUACAGGCGCCUGCCACCAUGCCAGGCUGAUUUUUGUAUUUUUAGUAAACAUGGGGUUUCACCAUGUUGGCCAGGCUGGUCUCAACUCGUGACCUCAGGUGAUCCACCUGCCUCAGCCUCCCAAAGUGCUGUGAUUACAGGCGUGAGCCACGCGCCCGGCCAGUACUUCAUAUGUUUAAAGAAUGAGUAAAAGAAAGCAAUUACUACUGCUAAAUGUGGGAAAUAAUGGACUAGACCUGUACUGUCUAAUAUAUGGUAGUCACUAGCAACCUGUUGAGCACUUGAAAUUGAGUUAUUGAGCACUGAAAUGUGGCUAGUCCAAAUUCAAAUGGUGGUAAAUGUGAAACACAAGAUUCUAAAGACUUAGUUGUUUUUAAAAAGUUAAGUAUCUCAGUUUUUCAUAUUGAGUACAUAUUGAAAUAAUAUUUUAGAUAUAUUGGUUCAAAUAAAAUACAUUAAAAUGAAUAUUUUUUGUUUUUAAAAAAUGUGUUACAGGAAAAUUUUAUAUCUGUAGCUCACAUAUUUCUGUUGUCAGCACUGGUAUAAAUAAUAAAAAGUAGACUUGGUUGUUUUUGUGUGUUUCUUUAAAGGAUACCAAUAUAAUCAAGACCUUGGCAGUCUUGAUCACAGAAUAGAAAUAUGAAAGAUUACACAGCUACAGCUAUAUGAAUCAUAAAAGCGGCAGCUAUGGAUUUUUAAAGUUAUAAGUUGCUAUACUAUAGAUAUGUAAUGUGUAUGUGUAUAGUGUGUAGGUAUAUAUAUUUAUACACACACUAUACAUGUAUUUUAAAAUAUUGAAAAUCCAGAAUUAUUUUAUGGAAAAAAUAUACUAAAAUUUACUUCACAUGCUGAAGAAAGCCUGAGUAGACCAACAAACAAAGGAAAAAUUAAGACAGUUAGAAGAUAAUGCUUUCUAAAAGAAUACAUUUAGAAUCUGACUUUUUUUUUUUAAAUCCUACUCUCCCGAGCCAGAGUAGUCUCAGAGAGACUCCGAGAACCUAAUUUUUUAGAAGUAAAAUAUUUGAAGAAUUGGUAAUUGCUAAAUUUUUCCAACAUACUAUUCUACAAGACUAACCUAAAACUGAUUAUAUGAACUAGAUGAGGAGGGCUGGGGAAACCAAAAUCUAGACAUUUCCCGUAUAAAGAGAAAUCUAGUAAUUCUAAUUUCUAUGGCAAAUUAUAUCCAAUGGUUUAAAUAUAGAAUAGAAAAUCAUUUAUGUGGAAUAUCUUGGACCAGAUCCCUCUGGCUGUAAUUAUAUAUUUAGAUUCUAGGCAUUCUACCUUCAGAACAUCGUAAUGAUAGUGAAAGAGGUAUGAUUCUGGCCCAGUAUCAUCCCAAUUGAUGCUGAUUGUCUUUUCUUCUUUAGCUUUCUAUGUAUUAAGAAUGGAAUAAAUUUUGUGGAUGUAAAAGUAUAACCCAACACCUUAAAAUUACCUUCUCAAAAUUAAUAAAGACAGAGUUCUUAUAAAUGAUUACAUCAGUUGGACUUCAGUGAUUUCACUGCGGUCAUCCAUUGUGAACUGUAUUUGCUGCUAUAAUUGGGAAGCUAUGAUGUUCAGUGUAUUACAUCAUUAUAUUCCAUUUCUGAAAUGGAAUAUGAAACUUGAUAGCAUUUGAAACCAUUUCCCAGGAAAUGCUAGUGCUUGAUGGCAUUUAAAAAAAAAUCUUUCUGUGGUUAAAUGAGCAUAUUAAAGUAUUGCAUAUUAAAAUUAAUAAUUGUUUUAGAAAAUAAAACUAUAAGCUUCUCCAAAUGAAGUAAUGAGAGUUUAAUUGAUUUUCUUUAACUUAAUAUAUCUGAAGCACCUUUUACCAUGUAACUUUCACUCUCAAUGCCUGUGAGUAUGUUUGGGAUACGAACCCAUUUUAACAGAUAACUUCUGUAACUGAAACAGGUGACGGCAAAGGUGGAAAGUUCAGACCUCAUGCCAGGUGGUUAGUUGUGUUGGAAGGUGGAUGUGAGGUAUGUUUCCCUGGAUGUGGCAUCAUGUUCUAAAGUCACCUUUUUGAAUAUUGAACUGUUGCUUUUCUGCAGAAAUAAAAUUUCUGAAUCAACACUAUACUACAAUGAAAAUGAACAAUCUAUGACUACGUACAACAAUACAGAUAAAUCUCAAAAGUAUAAUGCUGGGCAAAAGAAGCCAGACAUAAAAGAGGACAUACUAUACGAUUAUAUAGAACACAAAAAUUGAGAACUUUUUAAUGUAGUUAGAAGUCAGGAUACCGGUGGGGGUUGAGGGGGUAGGUAGGGGUACGUAGCAGGAGGGAUAGUGAUGGAAAGAGCAAUGGGAGGUUUCUGUAGAUGCUAGUAAUGUUUUGUUGCUUAGUUUGGGUGCUGAUUACUCUGAUGUAUUCAGUUUGUGAAAAUUCAUUGAGUUGUACAUUUGUAUACUUUUCUGUACAUUUAUUAUAGUUCAAUUAAAAGUUUUUUUAACUUAACAAAAAUAAAAACUAUGAGUUCAUAUUGAUACUUUCAGUUCAAAUGUAAUACCACAUUAUUUUUAACUUUAAUUUUCUUCUUGCAUUUUCUGCUUUUCCCCGAAAGUCUUGUUGGAUUUUAACAAUGAGCUAAGUACAUGCUGUGAUUUAUAAGCAGUAUAAAAUACUUACAACAGAAUAUGAGCAUUACCACCAAAAAUAAAUGCUGAAUGAAGUUGAA
Macaca mulatta (Rhesus monkey) is the source of this 6741-nucleotide messenger RNA. NCBI's taxonomy places the organism in Eukaryota, Metazoa, Chordata, Mammalia, Primates, Cercopithecidae. The record is from RefSeq and is a predicted model, not a curated record.